AUGUAUGCUACAAGCAUGUUAUCCCGAUUCAUGCACAAUGCAAGCCAAACUCAUUUUGGAGUGGCUAAGAGGAUCUUAAGAUACCUACAAGGUAUACUUGGCAUUUUAUAUGAGAAGAAUGUUGAUACCAAAUUGCUAGGAUUUUGUGAUAGUGAUUGGGUCGGAUGUGUUAAUGAUAUGAAGAGCACUUCCGGAUAUACUUUUUCUCUUGGCUUGGCUGUCUUCUCAUGGGCAUCUAAGAAGCAACAAACCGUGGCGCAAUCUACCACCGAGGCCGAGUACGUGUCGGCAUCAUUGGCAACCUCUCAAGCAAUAUGGCUAAGGAGGAUUUUGGAGGAUGUUGGUGAAAAGCAAUGA
Molecule: messenger RNA, 357 nt
Organism: Rhododendron vialii
Lineage: Eukaryota; Viridiplantae; Streptophyta; Magnoliopsida; Ericales; Ericaceae
Product: secreted RxLR effector protein 161-like
Exons: 1
Coding region: 1-357 (118 amino acids)
Source: RefSeq, a predicted model, not a curated record